CACCUAGACCAAGAAAGAAGGACACUUAUAAAAAAAAAAACUACACAAAUUUAUUGACUAGAAAUUGAGAACGUAGAGAAUAGAGCAACCUCUCUUAAGCUUUACCUACCCACUUUUCCUUUGAUCGUUAGCUACCCUUGUAUACUUUUAUUUAUAACUCAACUAAUUUUCUAACAUUCAUACACUUUGCACUACACUUGUAUCCUCUGUUUUCUCUCUCAUUUAUCAGCUCUGCUUUGGAAGUUGUUCUUAAUUAUUCUACUAUUAUCAUGGGAAACGAUGUAAUGGUUGAUGAUAUUGCUUUUGCUCCUGAACUUACAUUGACUAAAUCACUACCUUUAUUAGGUUAUGGGUGCACAGAGCUAGAAAUCCACUUUCUGCAAAUAAAGUUCACAGCAAUUGGAGUGUACAUGGAGAAAGAAGUGGUACAACACUUGCAGAAAUGGAAGGGUAAAUCAGGAAAAGAACUCGCCGAGGAUGAUGAUUUCUUUGAUGCUCUUACCGCAGCACCUGUCGAAACAGUUAUUAAGGCGGUCGUGAUCAAGGAGAUUAAGGCUUCACAAUUAGGCACACAGCUGGAGGGUGCAGUAAGGGAUCGAUUGGCAGCUAUCGACAAGUAUGAAGAAGAGGAAGAAAUCGCGCUUGAGAAGGUUGCAGAGUUUUUUCCUACCAGAUACCUUAAGAAAAACUCUUUCUUCACUUUCAGCUUCUUUGCUUCAGGCACUGCUGAGAUCACUAUAACAACGGAUGAGAAAGAAGAAACGAAGACAGCAGUGGAGAACAAGAAUGUGGCGGAGAUGAUCAAGAAAUGGUACUUAGGCGGAAGCAGGUCAGUGAGUCCUUCAACCAUCGAGUGCUUGGCUAACAACCUCUCAGCCGAGUUAUCCAAAUGAAUGUAGCGCAAAUGGGUGUAGUCUCUUGUGAUCAUGUUGUGCACUUGUGCCUUAUUAACUUUGUGCUGUUUAGCACACUGGUGGAAACAAAUGUAUGUUUUGGUGGGAUUCCUUUUGAUUCAUUAUGUUUCAUGUACUAAUAAUAAUUAAUGUCCUCUUUGGUAAUAACAGCUCUUGCAAAACUCGUCUCAUCUCAUGUAUGUCGGAUUUGCAUCAGUUAAAGACACGAAAUAAAUUGACAUUACUCAGAA
Messenger RNA from Chenopodium quinoa (quinoa), 1144 nucleotides. RefSeq names its product probable chalcone--flavonone isomerase 3. Gene Ontology annotation, molecular function: intramolecular lyase activity. Bases 270 to 893 code for a protein of 207 amino acids. The record is from RefSeq and is a predicted model, not a curated record. Lineage: Eukaryota; Viridiplantae; Streptophyta; Magnoliopsida; Caryophyllales; Amaranthaceae. The transcript is spliced from 5 exons.